Molecule: messenger RNA, 2534 nt
Organism: Lactuca virosa
Lineage: Eukaryota; Viridiplantae; Streptophyta; Magnoliopsida; Asterales; Asteraceae
Source: the annotation of a GenBank genome assembly
AUGUCUCGAAUAUGUGUGAAAAAUUUGCCAAAACAUGCAACUGAAGAACGUCUUCGAGAUUAUUUCUCUCAGAAAGGAGAAGUAACGGAUGCCAAACUCAUGCGAACCAGAGAUGGUAAGAGCAGACAAUUUGGUUUUGUUGGAUUCCGAAGUGAAAAAGAAGCUUCAGAAGCUCUCAAAUUCUUUAAUGGUUCGUUCAUUGAUACUUACAGGAUUUCUUGUGAGAUUGCUCGCAAAGUGGGGGACCCAGAAAUGUCACGUCCAUGGAGCCGACAUUCUCUCAAGAAACAAGAAAAGUCAACCCUUGAGAAAAAGGAAUCUGUUAAAUCCAUGAGCUCAAAUCACGAAGUUACACCAGAGGUAAAGAUUGAAUCCGAGAAUGGUGAUCUUCAGUUCCAGGAGUUCCUUCAAGUCAUGCAACCCCGUGCAAAGUCAAAGUUAUGGUCAAAUGAUCUUUUGGAAGCCAACAAAGGGGAAGACAAAGACAAAAAGAAAUUGAAUUCAAAAUCUUCAAAGUUGAAUGAAACCAGUGAUAAUAAACCUGAUGAGAUGGAAAGUAACAUGGAACAUGAUAAAGCUGUAUCCGAUACAGAUUACUUUAAAAGCAGGGUAAAAAAAGAUUGGUCGGAUACUGAUACCGAUACAGAUACUGAUAUUGAAGAUGUUAAUGGGGAUGUAGAGGAGGUCAAGAAUGAUGAAGAAACAGAAGCUGAAGAACCCACAAACACAAUUGAAAACCCUAAUGAGACUGAUGAGGUGGAUGAACCUUCAUCAAGCUUAGAAGAUGAAGAUGAUGUUCUACAAACUGGUCGUCUUUUUGUUCGUAAUCUUCCAUAUACUGCUACGGAAGAUGAUCUAAGAGAGCACUUCAGCAAAUUUGGCAGUGUAUCUCAAGCCCAUUUGGUGGUUGAUAAAGAGACAAAGAGAUCAAAGGGAAUUGCUUACAUUCUCUAUGCACUUCCAGAAUCCGCAGCUAGGGCACUAGAAGAUCUUGACAACUCUAUCUUCCAAGGAAGACUUUUGCAUAUCAUGCCAGCAAAGCAGAAAAUUCUUCCUGUGAAAAAAGAUGAUUCUGCUAUUCAUACAAAGACAUUUAAGCAACAAAGAGAGGAUAAGAGGAAGAAAUCUGAAAAUAGUGGAGAUACAAGAGCAUGGAACAGUUUAUUCAUGAGACCAGAUACAAUUGUGGAAAACAUUGCUAGGGAAUUUGGUACAAGUAAAAGUGAACUACUUGAUCGUGAAGCUUCUGAUGUAGCUGUACGUAUUGCAUUAGCAGAAACUCAAGUAAUUGCAAAGACCAAAAAGGCCCUUUCAAAUGCUGGUGUUAAUGUAACUUCUUUAGAGAAUUUUGCAAGUCAAAAUACAAAAACACAAGGUGUUAAAAGAAGCAACCAUGUUAUACUAGUUAAAAAUCUACCAUAUGGUUCUACUGAAACUGAACUUGCUACCAUGUUUGGAAAAUUUGGAAGCAUUGACAAAGUUAUUCUCCCUUCAACCAAAACUCUCGGUUUGGUGGUUUUUCUUGAACCUGGGGAGGCUCGUGCUGCAUUUAAAGGUUUAGCUUACAAGAGAUACAAAGAUGCUCCAUUGUAUUUGGAAUGGGCACCUGGUGACAUUCUGAGUGAAGAUCCAAACUCCAUAACUGAUGAGAAAGAAGCUUCUGUUGUGGUUGAACAUGAAACCAAAAGAGCAUUACUAGAGCAACAAUUGGAAGGAACAACAGAUGCUGCUGAUAUUGAUACAGAAAGAGUUGAGUCAAGAUCGCUUUUUGUCAAGAAUCUGAAUUUUAGAACCACAGACGAGGGUUUGAAGAAACAUUUUGUUGAUCAUGUAAAGCAAGGAAAGCUCCGAAGUGUCAGGAUAAAGAAGCAUUUGAAAAAUGGGAAAAACGUGUCGAUGGGUUUUGGAUUUUUGGAGUUUGAUUCCGUGGAUACUGCUGUAAAAGUUAGCAGAGAUUUACAGGGAACGGUUUUGGAUGGGCAUGCUCUAAUAUUACAGUUAUGCCACGUGAAGAACAACGAGAGAGUAAAAGAGAAAGUGGACAAGGAUCAAAGUUCAACAAAGUUAAUUGUGAGAAAUGUAGCUUUUGAAGCUACAGAGAAAGAAUUAAGACAACUAUUUAGUCCAUUUGGUCAGAUAAAGAGUUUAAGGCUUCCAACAAGGUUAGGAAAGCAUAGAGGUUUUGGUUUUGUGGAGUAUGUAACAAAGCAAGAGACUAAAAACGCCCUUCAAGCUCUAUCAAAUACUCAUUUAUAUGGGCGUCAUUUGGUUUUGGAGAGAGCCAAGGAAGGAGAGAGUUUAGAAGAGUUACGGGCUCGAACAGCAGCUCAAUUUGUAGAUGAGAGUACCGGUUUUCAAAACCCUACAAAACUAUCUUUAAAAAGGAAGCAACUUGAUAUCUAAAAUCAACUUUUAAAGGUCCAUAGAAUGUUGCUUUGAAAAAUAGGGUAAUGUUUUGUAUCUUUUGUGCCAAUUUUGUAUUUCUUUAUUUAUUUGUAAUGAUAACAAUUGUUGGGUGCUAAAAGGUUGAGGGA